Molecule: messenger RNA, 3437 nt
Organism: Trichobilharzia regenti
Lineage: Eukaryota; Metazoa; Platyhelminthes; Trematoda; Strigeidida; Schistosomatidae
Source: the annotation of a GenBank genome assembly
AUGAAUGGGCCACCGGUGGUCCAUGGAAAUGGUAAUUAUAAUGCCAGUGUGAUGAGUGAGAAUGCAGAUUACUCCACAAGAUAUCAGUGCAUAGAGUGUUUGAGAGUUCUUGAUACAAGAGAGGAGUAUUUCCGACACUUCAGUGCUGAACAUCGAUCAGCUUGUAUUCAGGAAAACUAUUAUCGAUGUUUUGGUUCGUGUAAACGUCUUUUUCCCAAUAUUGAUAUUUUUCGAGAACAUUUAUCAGUUUGUCAGCAUGCACAAACAAUUUUUCGGUCAACAUUUGGAUAUUCCUAUACUUAUAGUAAUGAUAAUAUUGACAAUAAUAAUAAUCAUGGUAAUAAGGAUAUACUUAAUUUAUUGGACCCAGAGCAUACAGAUGACAACCAACAAGCACAAGCACAACAGCAACAGUCUGCCAGAACCUACUCAUCAUGUGAGAAUAAUGCAUCUUCUUCGUCUGCUUCGUGUGCUUCCAGUUAUGGGAUGAAUAAUAAUGCAUCAGUAAUAUUUGAUCGAAAAUUAUGCUUCUGUGCAUACUGUGGUAUUGGACCAAGGAGAAAUACAGCGGUGACUGGUGGUGGUAUUCAUCCUUCGUCUACAGGGAUAAUAACAACCACACCAACAGCAACAACAACAACUACUACUACUAUGACUUCAACUUCUUAUUCCUUGUGUAUGGAUCAUCCACAUGCACAGAUGACAUCUGAUUCAUUAUUGCUGCCUGAAGAAUCAAAUGUAUCAGACGAAGUGACACAAGGUAGAAAGAACGAAAUCAAUCUAGUACUUCAAAAUCAAGAAUCAGUAGCAGACAAUGGUUCUAGUUCCGACUGUUCUCAACAGCUACUGCAACAACAACAACAUCAACUACAAGAAUCUCCUAGUAACUGUGAAACAACUCCAUUCACUGCUCGAUACUUUACAGAUCUGAUAGAUUUACACAAUCAUGAAAGAGAUUCUCACUUUUUCGACAGUCGUAAACUGAUUGCUUGUCCUUGGUGUCACAAGCAAUUGACAUUUUCUAAAAAAGAUAAUGCUAAUGUGACUUAUGAACACUUAUUAUCACAUGUUCAUGAACACUAUAUGGUUUCUUGGUGUCUUGCACGAACACGUCAGUGGAAUGAAAAUGCUAAAGCUCUACCACAUUGUGUAUGUGGAUUAGCCUUACUUGAUUCUCCACUGGCUAUUUUAUCGCAUUCUGGAACACAUUUGAUACAUGCAGACAAGUACAAGUCAUCGUGUAUUGUUCUGCCAGAUCCUAUACAACUACGUCGAUUGAAGCGUCAACAUCCGAAUUCAUCAUCGUCAUCUUCAAAUAAUCGACAGUAUUCAUCAGAGGAAUUUCUAUUCCCGAAACCUAAUGAUCACAUUCCCUGUUGUAUAGAAGUUUAUCGACAUCUACGAUUUGGUGUUUCUCCACAAUUUGACGCCCACCUUUUAGAAGCAACUAAAGGAAGCUUAACCUUUACAUGUCCUAUUUGUCCCACAGUGCUGUGUACUCGUUGGGCGUUAACACAGCAUGCAUUUUCAGAGCAUUGGGGCACUUUAUGCUAUAUUUGUUGUAUUUACACAUUCAAACCUGAUGAGAAUUUGCCUUCGUUAGACAUCAGUACUGAUGAUGGGAAUGUACAGAUGCCAAAUGCCUGUCCAUUAAUGUCAUCUUUACCAACUAUCGCUUCUUCUUCGUCUUUAUCUCCAUCUUCUUUGAUGUCUUCCUCUUUGAUGACCACGAAGAAGAUAGCAUCAACAUCCACAACAGCGACACCGACACCAACGACUGAGAUUAUCGUGCCACAUUCAAUGGUAAUGUCGGCUAAUUUAUGGAAUCACAUUUUUCAGUGCAUGAAUCAACGCCGUGAUCUCCUGAAUAAUAGUCAUCAUCAUCAACACGGUCCAUUUCCUCCAAUGUCUUCGUUGUCAAUGUCGUCAGCACCAUCAUCAUCAUCAUCAUUGACGAAAGCUGGUCUUCGUAUGAAUGAUGUUGACGACCAUCACGACCACCACCCCGACCAGCAGCAGCUGUUCAUUAGGGAAAUUGGUUUAGACCGUAGUGAAAGUUCUGAUUGUCAUGAUCCAGGUGAAAAUUUCAAUGAUUUUGCGCUUACUAUUGUGAGUUCACCUGAACAUGAGAAGAUGACCAAUAAUGAUAAUAAUGCUGAUAAGAAGUGUUCAGAUGUGGGUUCCUCUUCAACUCAGAUACAAGAUAUCAAUGAAACAUAUUUAUCAUCUAAUAUUUCAACUGACGCCAUCUCUUCGACCAGCGUCAGCACCACUACCAUUCCUAUGACUUCCAACUCGUCGUCAUUGUUAUCUACCGCUGCUCCUGCUACCGCUAUUACUACUACUACUACGAAUACUUCUGUUGUUGUUGCUGCUUCCGCUCCUCUUCCUUCAUGUAGUAGUGCUAUUGAAUAUGUACAUAAAAUAUUUGAUAAUAAAUCUUUAAAGAGGAAAGCAACAACAACUUCAGAAUCUUGUGGAAGUACAUCUCAUAAACGGUUAUCCCUAUCAUUAAACAAAGGUGAUUGCAGCAACGACAACAGCGUACAAGGUAGUUGUCAUCGCAGUAUUGAAGGUGUUGGUGGUGUUAGUGCUGGAGGUGAUGAUAAUGACGAAUAUAGUUCAACUAAUAAUUUUGCUACUACUACUCCUUGUAUUGACUGGGGGGCGCAAGAGCAGCAGGUCAGUGGAGGCAUAUCACGUAGUUGGGAUGAUACAAAUGUUACUGAAAUGUCGGUGUCUGAUAGACCAAUAAUACCAAGUGGAGCUGUAUCGAAUUCGUCUGUACCUGUGGUAAUUUAUAAAUGCUACCUGUGUCGAAAUAAAAAAUAUCCUCUUCGGUCUUCAUGUCUGUUUCAUAUGACCGUUGCUCAUGGACUUGGAACGUCAGAACUGGAUUGGAAUCGUAUGAUUGAAACAAAUGAUGUCCCAUCUUCUACUCCUCCAGCUGGACCUAAAAACAAUAACCCUAAUUUGUUGUCGUUGUUGAAUAAUAAUAAUAAUAACCCAACUACUUCUGGAUCCGCUUCAACAGCACCACGGACGACGACGACGUCAUCAUCAUCGUCGUUGACGUCUAGAUCAGGUGAAUGUGAUCGUGAAGAGAAUGCCAAGAAGAACAGCAGCAGCGGCGGCGGUAAUCGUGUGGGUGUUGUUCUCGGAAAGAUAUUCCUUUGUAAACUUUGUAAUAAGGUUUAUAAGUCACGACGUAGUUUAUUAAGACAUAAAAUUUCACAUCAUGGACAGGCGGAUAGUCAGGCAGAGGCGGGCAGGCAAACUGAGUGAUUGAUUGGUUGGUUGAUUGACACAUUGACUCAUACGUCUUUCUCCAUUGUAUGUCUAUUACUGUCUUAUGCACAGUUGUUAUGUAUACAUUACAUAUAUAUGUAUAUAUACAGUUUGUACAGACACACAGACAUAAAUGUAUGCGUUUAUUU